CUCUAUCCUCAUCACCAUGCCCACGACUCGACAUGGAGCCAAUUGCGAAUCCCUCUAAUCCCAACACGUCUCAUUUGAGCGCCCUUGGCAUGGCUGAGCCCUCCUCAAUUCCCACGAGCAGCUCAGCCGGCUCGCAGUGGGCGCGCCUCCGCUCGACAAUCAACACCUCCGCAGCGCUCAGAGCCAACACUACGCUCGACAAAGAGACCCGGAAACGGAACCGAAAAGAGCUCCAGCGUCAUGCACGCGCAUCAGACGACCAAUCGCUCAGCGGGGGACGUGUGGAUGAUGAGGGCAUGAACGAUCAGCCGCUCUUGGGGUCAGCAAAGAGGAAGGCCAGUUCCAGCCAGCAACGCCAGCAGCAGCAGGGGCGACCGGGCGACAGAAGGCCAUUAAGUGGCGUGGAGCGAUGGGAGCCCCUGGCGCACCUGCUGGGAGAUGAUCAGAGGGAGGCACAGAGAGAGAGACGAGCUCGACGGCGACAAAGAGAUGGUGCGGCCGGUGAUGAGGGCGCCGGGCAAAGCACUUUGAGCGAGUCGCGACUGCGAUCGCCCAGUCCAGCACCAGACAGGGCAAUGGGCAGUACGAUCGUCGUUGAUGAGCCGCAAAGUACGCUCAAUGACGAUCUGGACGCGAUCCCCUACGGCAAAGACCCGCUGGAGUAUGCCGACGACAAACACCUCCUCGACAGCGACAGCGACAGUGACAGCGACGACGAUGACGAAGAUGAGAGGAAGGGAGCUCCGAUCAACAACUCCCAAGAGCCCAAGAGUACGCAGGUCCAACCUUGGCUGUCUUCCUGGCGAACUCCGUCCCCACUCUUCAAGGGUGUCACAAAGUGCGUCGUGGCCUACUUUCUUUCCUCCCUCUUUACCUACUCCUCCUUCCUCUCUAUCACGAUGGCCCACCUACUCCCCAACCACGACCCAGCCAAUCCGGUACCUUUUUCUAAUCUGCACAUGAUCGCGACGGUCAGCGUCUACUUUAUGCCUGCACGCUCCUUUGGCAGCAUGCUCGAGGCCGACAUCUUCGCUGCAAUUGCCCUCACGUAUUCCAUCGCACUCAGCUUGUCCAGCAUGCUCGUGGCCGAGUGGCUGCACGAUCUAGGACACCCGAACUUCAGCAACGUCCUCUCAGUCGUCUUGUUCCUCGGCGGUGGCAUGGCCCUCGUUGGUUGGGCGAAGGUGAAAGUCGGCAAGCCGACAUUCAACACGGCUUGCUCCCUCGUCUUUGUCUCGACGUUCACCGUCAUGGUCAAAGAGGGUUCGACGCACUUGGGCCGGUUUGAGACGGACAAGGUGUGGCAAGUAGCCCUCGUCGUCCUCGCUGGCACCCUAGUCUCUAAUCUGGUCUGCUUCCUCAUCUGGCCGCGGUCCGCUACUACUUCCCUACUCAACGACACCUCGCGCGUCCUGGACGCCUAUGCCACGCUGCUCAAAACCCUCACUCGCACCUUCCUACUCGACGACGUCACCGAGAUCCACGUCGGCUCACAGCGCUUGAAUGCAGCCAUUCACGCGCACCACACAGCCUUCACGUCGCUACAGCGCAACUUGUCAGAGGCAAAGUAUGAGCAGGCGUUUGAUAGGAGGAUAAGGGAUAGGACGGAGGUGCUAGUGGAGAUUGUUGGGUGUCUACAGAGACUUGGGCAGCAUUUUGGAGGGUUGAGGAGUAGUUGCGGGUUGCAGCACGACAUCCUGGCCAAGCGCAAGGACAGCGCUAGUAGCGAAGGUCAGGCUAGCAACACCACCUUUACACGCUUCCUUGAUGCCAUUGGACCGCACAUGCGCAGCCUCGUCUUCAGCUGUGCUCGCACACUUCAUGUCCUCGAAACGAGCGUGCAGAGCAACACAAAGGGCUUGAUGCCGUCCUCCUCCCUCUUCGACGACCUGGAGCAGGACCUCAACACAGCUCUGCGCCGAUUCCAGCACGAGCAGACCGUAGCGAUGAAGAGAGUCAACACUAUCGAGCCGGAGGAAGGCAGCACGCCGCAGAACGGAGACUCGGCUGGCGUAGAACGCGCAGCAACCACACAAGACGAGGCUGUCCUUGUCGUCUUCUUUUUCCUUUUCAGUCUCGAAGAACUCACGCAGGAGUUGCAGACGCUCGUCAAGGCAAUGCGACAAUUCAAGGAGGAGGACGGUGCGGGAACGUAUAGCUGGCUACUGUGGCCUCUAUGUGGCCGUCGUCGCCGCCGCCAAACCCGCGCUCGCUCACUCAGACAGAAGAUUCUCAGCCUCUUUUCGCUGGACCUUCCCACCUCGACGGGCUUCCCCAUCCACUCUCGCCACACAGAGGACACAGCUCAGACUCCUCGCGCUAUCACGUAUUCUCAGCGCAGUUCCCGCUGGCUGUGGUCGAUCGGUCAAUUCCUCCGUCAGCGCGACGUCAAAUACGCGAUCAAAGCGGGGGCAGGCGCUGCUUUGCUUGCUUGCCCCGCAUUCAUCCAUAGCACGCGUCCCACGUUCAAAGAGUAUCAAGGGCAAUGGGCUCUCGUGUCCUUCAUGGUUGUGCUCAGCCCAACUGUUGGGCAGAGCAACCAGAUGAGCCUGCACCGCUUGGUCGGCACAGUCUUUGGUGCGCUAGUCGCCAUCGGAGUAUAUGCCCUCUUCCGGGACGAUCCCCUGAUCUUACCCAUCCUAGGCGCCAUCUUCUCCAUUCCUUGCUUCCGCUAUAUCGUAGGCAAGCCGCACCUUGCCUCUUCCGGUCGCUUUGUGCUGCUCACCUUCAACUUGACGUGCCUCUACGCUUUCAAUCUGAGAAAGACGGAUGUAGAAGCAGAGCACAUCGGCUUUCAGAGGACGGUUGCGGUAGCAGUGGGAGUGGUAUGGGCUACUACACUCAAUCAUUUGCUCUGGCCAAAUGAGGCGAGGCGCGAGUUGGCCGUCGGGCUAUCCGAUGCGCUCUUCAAGAUGGCAUGGCUCUAUCAGCGGAUCGUGACUACCAUCUCUGAAGGCCAGCAGACGACAAGAGAGCCACGUGAUGGGACGAUUGCUGCUUUGGAAUCGCAGCCGCUCCUUCCUAGCUCCACAGCAGCUCAAGAUCCCCUUCAGCAGAUGGACCUCUUCCUCCGAUUCCGCCUCCUCACCCUCGAAUCCCUUCUGGCUCAGACGAAACACGAGCCACGCUUGAAGGGGCCUUUCCCUGUCCAGUCGUACAAAGAGUAUCUGGCAUGCUGCACCAAGAUUCUUGACAAGCUUCACGCCAUGCGCUGUGUUACUCGGAGAAGCGAGUGGGCCACGAGCGUAACGAAGGAUUGGCUCCUGCCUGUGAACCCGUGGAGGAGGGAGAUGGUGGGCAACGUCCUAGUGAGUGACCGCGAUACAGCAGUCAUGAUAUGACUAUCGUGGAAUGGCGAAGCUGACUUCAUUCCCCUGUCGUGCGCCCAGCUCUUCUUCCACCUUCUUGGCUCAGCCAUGGACCUCAAGACGCCACUCCCUCCAUACUUACCUCCGGCAGAGCGCAGUCGGCAAGACCUAUUGACCGCAGUACGAGC
Messenger RNA from Jaminaea rosea, 3496 nucleotides. RefSeq lists its product as hypothetical. Lineage: Eukaryota; Fungi; Basidiomycota; Exobasidiomycetes; Microstromatales. The annotation marks the transcript as partial. The transcript has 2 exons. The record is from RefSeq and is a predicted model, not a curated record.